AACGACACUUAUCAUCGUGAAAGUGAAUAGCAUAAUUUUUAUUAAUUUGCAUUUGCAAGCAAUUUUUGUUGUUGGUAAAGUACGCACAGUUGGUGCCCACGAGUAAAUGCAACGUGUGUGUUACUGUCGAAAUAAAAUGCAAUAACGUGCAAAACGGUGAACGGUGAACGGUAAAGAAAGCAAAAGCAGUGGUGGCCGACGCAUCUGGCAGCAACAAAAACCACAUAUCAUCUUAUUGUUGCUAUUUUUUGGCUGGGCGUACGUGAUUAAAAUGCUUACAGUAUAGUAUAGGCAGAGAGUUCAAUAGCAAAAUGAGGUCAGGUGAAAUGGCCUGAAAACUAAUUGGCCCACACGCGCCGUCGUCGUCGCCGCCGCUUUGUUGUUGUACAAUAUUCCGAAGUGUGGCUAUAUAUUGCGGGGGAGUGGAAAAUCGGCAAUUAACGUUGCCAGACAGACUUUCAAGGCUGCCAAUAUGCUAUAAACAGGGGACGCGACAAGGACAUGCAGAAGCCACAAUUGUCGUCGUCGCGGGCACGCUGCGCCAUAUGCGGCACAGUUGAGCAGCUGCUGCGAUGCGCCAAAUGCAAAAGCAUUUACUAUUGCUCCAUACAGCAUCAGCAUCUAGAUUGGCCGACCCAUCGACAUGAUUGCCGCCAGCUGGCGCGACAAAAGCAGAACAACAACAACAGCAACAAGAUUCAGCAGCUGCAACAGGCGGUGGCUGCCACAACGCUGGAUGUGAGUGGCGCCAAUUGCUCUACCGCCCAAAUGAUGACGCCGGCAGCACAGGCUCAGAGCUGGCCAAGUGAACUGGACGAGUUGUUCAAUUGCUUUGGACAGCCCUCGCUGGCCACCCAGACGGCCCAGGCCGACAUUAAUCAGCACCAUGGGCAUGGGCAUCAUCAUCAUAGCCAGCACAACGGUGAGAAGAGCUCUAGCUAUCAGAUUGGCCAGGCGGAUGCCAGCUUCAUGGGCAACGGCAGCGAACGCCGAUAUGAAGAUCUUUGUCGCAAUAUUAUCAACGACAUGAAUCAGUACGGACUUUCUGUGGUGGAUGACUUCCUGGGCACGGAUAAGGGUCUUAAGAUCCUGAACGAGGUGCGCAGCAUGUACAAUGCGGGCGCCUUUCAGGAUGGUCAGCUGGUGCAUAACAUGAGAACCGAUGCGCAAUCCUCUAAGGUGCGCGGUGAUAAAAUUCGGGGUGAUAAAAUUAAAUGGGUCGGCGGUAAUGAGCCCGGCUGCACCAAUGUGUGGUAUCUGACCAAUCAGAUUGACUCUGUGGUGUAUCGUGUGAAUACAAUGAAGGAUAAUGGUAUCCUGGGCAAUUACCAUAUCAGAGAACGCACGAGAGCUAUGGUCGCUUGUUAUCCAGGCUCUGGAACGCACUAUAUUAUGCAUGUGGACAAUCCCAACAAGGAUGGACGCGUCAUUACAGCCAUAUAUUACCUAAAUAUCAAUUGGAAUGCCAGUGAAAGCGGCGGCAUACUGCGGAUCCGGCCUACGCCGGGUACAACUGUGGCCGAUAUUGAACCCAAGUUUGAUCGUCUGAUAUUCUUCUGGUCGGAUAUACGAAAUCCGCAUGAAGUGCAGCCCGCGCAUCGUACCCGCUAUGCCAUCACCGUCUGGUACUUUGAUGCAAAAGAGCGUGAAGAGGCGCUAAAUCGUGCCAAGUUAGAGAACAGCAAGACAAACAAUGCCAACUCUAUUGCCCAGCUGGCGGAACCCGAUUCAACAACUACACCCGCGUCCCCAACAGUAGCAUCAGCAUCAGCAGCAGCAUCUGUAUCUGCAUCCAGCUGCUCCACGAACAAAUCAUUUACACCCGCAAGCAUGACUACGGGCACAGGAGCACUGAACGCAAAUGUGGCGAGCAGCUCCUGCCCGGCCAGUAACGAGAUUUGCACGUAGCCCAUUGUCGUUUAAACUGUGUAUAUAUAUCUAGACCAUGUGUUCUGACUAACGGCAAACCGAUAGUGGGCAACUUAAAACUGUACAUUAUAUCAAUCAACAAACACAUUAUAUAAAGCUAGGUAAAAACUAUUUAUAUGUAGUUCUUAAGUACGUAAUCUUAUCGGAUACAUGAAGUGCAGUCAGGCAUAAUGUCAUUUGUUUUGGCUUUGCCUCAAGACUGCAUGAAUCUAACCUAUAUAAAUGUGAAUCAAAGCUCCUUUAGUCAUUUAAAACUAUAGUUGUAGUAGCUAAGUCGUAUGUUUAGUUCUUUAGUUCGCAAUAACCUUUAGUUAACUGCCUUAUCAGCGUCAUGUUGAUUGUUUUUUUUUAAUAUUGUAUCUUAUUAUUUGCAUAUACGCAUUGUAAAAACUAUCAGAAUUUGCGUAAUUUGCCAAAGUAUUAAAGCUUUAAUGAAGCGACAUUAAACGUGUUUUCCCAUCUCAAAAUUUUGUUAACGAAAAACUAACUAUUUUGGUUGUCUCGCAUUGCCACUAAAUUCGUCGACUCUCACGCACAAAGAUCGAGAUUUUAGUGCAAGCAACAACAAUAACAAUUAAAAAUCUCUUUAGCACAAAAAGCACAAAAAUAUUAAUCA
Messenger RNA from Drosophila novamexicana, 2545 nucleotides. RefSeq names its product egl nine homolog 1 (gene Hph). Gene Ontology annotation, molecular function: ferrous iron binding; peptidyl-proline 4-dioxygenase activity; L-ascorbic acid binding. The transcript has 5 exons. Bases 502 to 1908 code for a protein of 468 amino acids. Gene Ontology annotation, biological process: cellular response to hypoxia; peptidyl-proline hydroxylation to 4-hydroxy-L-proline. The record is from RefSeq and is a predicted model, not a curated record. Gene Ontology annotation, cellular component: cytoplasm; nucleus. Lineage: Eukaryota; Metazoa; Arthropoda; Insecta; Diptera; Drosophilidae.